Messenger RNA from Bathycoccus prasinos, 1059 nucleotides. RefSeq names its product deoxyribonuclease tatD. The transcript has a single exon. Bases 1 to 1059 code for a protein of 352 amino acids. The record is from RefSeq and is a predicted model, not a curated record. Gene Ontology annotation, molecular function: 3'-5'-DNA exonuclease activity. Gene Ontology annotation, cellular component: cytosol. NCBI's taxonomy places the organism in Eukaryota, Viridiplantae, Chlorophyta, Mamiellophyceae, Mamiellales, Bathycoccaceae.
AUGCCCGAUGUGAAGUUUUGCGACAUCGGGGCGAAUUUAGUCUCCGCCUCACCCUCGACGUUCGACGGUUUUUACUUCGGCUCGCAAGUGCAGUCGCAUCCGGAGGAUUCGGAGGACGUUUUGGAGCGAGCGAAACGAGUGGGCGUGAGGGAGAUUUUAGUCACCGCGGGAACUUUGGAGGAGGCGAAAGCGGCGGCGAGCAAGUGUCGGAUGUGGAACGAAAAGAGUUUUAGGAAGAGUAGUAAUAGUAUCAAUAAUGACCGAGAAGGGGCUGAUGAUGAUGAGGAUGGUAGCGAAGGGGUGUUUCCGAAGAUGUACAGCACGGUCGGCGUGCAUCCGACCAGGUGCGACGAGUUUGAGGAAAAGUACGACGGCUCGCCCGAACGGUAUUUACAAGCGCUGAAAACGGUCGUUCGAGAGAACGCGGACGUCGUUAAAGCGAUUGGCGAGUGCGGAUUAGAUUACGAUCGGUUGCAUUUCUGCGAGAAAGAGACGCAGAAGAAGUAUUUUCAAUUUCAAUUCGAGUUGGCGAAGGAGUUUGAUUUGCCUUUGUUUUUGCACUCGAGAAACUCGAGGGAGGAUUUUUACGAGAUUUUGAAGAGGAACGUAAAGCACUUGAGAAAAGGAGCCGUCGUGCACUCGUUCACGGGAACUCGAGAAGAAUUCGAAGAGUUGUUAGCGCUGGACGAUAAGAUAUAUAUCGGCGUCAACGGGUGUUCGCUGAAAACGGAAGAGAACGUAAACGUGGUCCAAUCCAUCCCGCUCGAUCGCAUGCUCUUGGAAACGGACGCGCCGUGGUGCGCCGUCAAAAAAACGCACUUUGGGAACACAUUUUUGGAAGGAGGAGAAAACAGUAAUCGAAUCCAGACUCUGUUCGGCACACCGGUGAAACCGAAAAAAUGGCAAAAAGGCUCGAUGAUUAAAGACCGCAGCGAACCGUGUCAAAUCGCGACGGUGUGCGAAAUCGUCGCCGGAUGUAAAGAAACGUCCUACGAAGACGUCGCGGAGGCGUGUUAUCGAAACUCUCGCGAUCUGUUCUUCUCCCCUUCUUCUUCGUAA